AUGAUUCCUUUAUUAUAUGAAGCUGAUUGGUCUAAUAGUCCUAGACAUCAUGAUAGUAAUUUCAGAAUUAUGGUUUUAGGUGAUCCAAAGGUCGGGAAGACAUCGAUGAUUAUGCAGUGGCUUACCGACAAUUAUAGAAGCGGUGACGAAGCUACUUAUUCCGAUGAUAUUUAUAGAAAGAAAAUUCCUUACUACUCCUUCAGACUUCUGAAUGAUAAAGGCUUAAUUGCUGAAAAGGAUGUGAUAGACUUUAAUUUGGAUAAUUCACAUAGAUUCCAAUAUACAAAUAAGGAUUUGAUUAAACUUGAAAUCCUUGACGCCAAUAUCCAUGAUAUAUCUGAAUAUUACUCUAAUGAACUCAGGAGUCUGCAGGUAAAACAAUCUGACGCUAUCGUGAUUUGUUUCGAUGGGAAGAGUCAAACUACCUUUGAGCAUGUACGAGAGUAUUAUAACACAAUCAAAGAUGCCUUAGGUGAGGAACAAAUUCCGGUUGUCAUAUGUAAUACAAAGAUUGAUUAUUUGAUGGAAGAUAAGGUAGAAUUCAAUGAGCUCAUAAACUUCCUUGCUGAAUUGGAUUUGGAUUACGAGAAUGAUUACUUUGAAACUUCUUCCAAGCAUAAUAUUAAUGUAAAAGAACUUUUGUUCUCUCUGUUGUACCGCAUUGAAACAAAUAAAGAAAUGAAGAAAAAAGAGGAGGCGUUAAAAAGUGAAACAUUGGAAAUUUCCCCUACGCCUUCGCAUUACGAGCCAAAUAGUCCUUUUAGUUCAAGAAGUAAUAAAUCUGAUUCAAACUCCCUGAAAAGCCUGGAUGAAAAUAGAAUAGGAAUUACUGAUUCCAGGGGAAAUUUCUAUCCUAAAUGCGAUAAUAAAGAUGAGUACCUAAAAAUGGAUGAUUUAAUUAUUCCUUCAGAGUUUAUUACAAAAACUAGAACAAUGAAAUUACAAGGGGGAGACGAAACAAAGAAAGAGUUGCAACACGGUAUAAUUAGUGCAGACCAUUCAGAAACUAAUGACACUACACAAGAUGAGCGAAAUACGAAAAUCUCACCGAUAUUUAAAACAUUCCCAAAGUUCAAGUCUUCAACACCUCCCAAGCCAAUAUCUUCUAGAGAAUCUGUUAAUAAUAAUCUUGAAAAGGUAUUGAAGAGAAAAGAAAAACAAAAAAAGGAUAAGAAGGAUACAAAAAUGACGCCACCUUUCAAAUCAACUUCAUGCAUAAUUUCUUGA
Nakaseomyces glabratus is the source of this 1227-nucleotide messenger RNA. RefSeq lists its product as uncharacterized. Gene Ontology annotation, biological process: Ras protein signal transduction. Gene Ontology annotation, cellular component: plasma membrane. The record is from RefSeq and is a predicted model, not a curated record. Gene Ontology annotation, molecular function: GTPase activity; GTP binding; GDP binding. Lineage: Eukaryota; Fungi; Ascomycota; Saccharomycetes; Saccharomycetales; Saccharomycetaceae.